AUAAUGAGCGCCACCUACCGGUUUUGACAACCAGUACGGUUGAACUUUCUUAGCCUAAUCGCUCACGAACAAGAAAGGAGAAGAAAAGAUGGAAAGCUACCAAAUUUCACAAGAUCAGACAACAGCUGAGCACUCGGCCCCAGAGAGGAGACUGACCUGGGCUGCCUUUGAGCAAAUAAGGUGACUCGUCUCCACUACAAUCCUUUAUUUGCUGAUCAAUAUGUUCAGCACUUUAAGGGUUGCCAGCAUGGUGGCGUUGAAAGUAGCUUUUCCAGUGCCUACGACCGCACAGAUUUGUCGCCAUGCUAACCAGGAUGUCCGUGUUUGGAUGGGGUCAACUCGUUCUGACUCGGACAACAGAAAGAAAGACCAUGAGGAUGACCUUGAUAUGGAUGCAGUGGAGGCCAAACUGGAGUCGCUUUUUAAAGAGGAGAAGAAAAGAUGGAAAGCUACCAAAUUUCACAAGAUCAGACGACAGCUGAGAACUCGUGGAGCCCCAGAGAGGAGACUGACCUGGGAUGCCAUUGAGCAGAUAAGAUACCUAAAGCAGGAGUGCACACAGGAAUGGACAGUGCAAAAAUUAGCAGACAGUUACUGCGUCAGUCCUGACGUUAUCUCCAGAAUCCUCCGCAGCAAGUUCACUCCUACCCUAGAGAGAAAGCUCAAACAGGACUGUAAAGCUAUGGCCAGGCAGCAAUCUCUUGGACAUGGUGAAAUGGAAGGGUCGAAUAAGGGUCAGUCAAGACUGCCUGUGCUUGGCAGCACUAAGCCAGCCAGGCAGUUGUUUGGUAAUACGCAUGCCUUGACAUGUCAGAGUAGAGGAGCCCUGGCUAAGAUGGAGUUUGAGACAGGACUGGCUGUUACUGAUGAUAAUGUUACAUUACUGUUAAGAGGGACAUCUCAAAUAUCAGAUGGUCUGCCUGUGGCACAGAGAAAGUCACAGGAGAGGCUUAUUGAACAAGAAGGGCCAGUGGACUUUGAGGAGGACUGGGGGGAGGAGGAGAACUGGGAUGGAGUAUUUUUCACCGAAGAACAACUUGAGGACCUUAUCUACACUCUGUGUGCAAAGCCCAGUACAGUGAAACAAAAGGGUAGGGAGUUCUUUGACAGUGAAGGCAACUUCUUAUAUAGAAUUUGAAGAAACCAUUAGUACUCCACCAUGUUGUAAAAGUUGCUUAAAAUGCCACUGUAUUAAGAGGAAUGUCUGUUCAUAUAUACUGUUGGAAUAAAAAUAUCUAUAUAUGUCACAGAAUUUAAUCAAACCAUUGUAUAUUGUAAAAAGAUCAAUAUUAACUUGUCCAUUCCAGUUUGUUUUUUUUUUAUGCUAACACAUAUUGCACUAAUGACGUAUUGGUUUGCAUUACCAGUUUCUGCUAUGGUAGCAAUGAAGUUAUGAAAUGAUGUUAUGGUUCAAACAUCUACAGUGUUGAAUGUAAUUGUGCUUCCACCUUCCUCCUCGAACUGAUAAAGCAGGUAGAGCAAGAUGCUAGCAACACCAAGAUCAUGGGAUUUAUUCCCAGGGAGUACUGCUAUCUAUUGUUUGUAGAGUGUAAAGUCCAUAUGGAACUAGUGGCACUGGGCCUGUAUUAAUUGGGGCUGGGUAUAGCCUUAGUCACCAGGGAGGCCAGUGUUUGUUCAUCUUUAAAGAAGUUUGGAAAGUGAUGGGUCUGUGCCUUCUGGAGGUGUUGUGGGUUUAAUUCAAUGAAAACUUGGAUUUGUCAAAUAUUUUUUGAAGAAGAUACUGGACUGGAUGACAUUUUUGUAACUGCUAUAUGUUAUGAGGAUAACAUUUCUUGUAUGUUUAAAUCUGAGAAUUCUGUCUUAAAUAAAGCCAUUUAUUAUAAAUCUACACUCAUUCUAAUUUGCAAUACAGAUCUACAUUCCAAGGCCUGCAAAACUCAAUUCAUACAACUAUUCAGGUUUACACAUGAGAAAUGUGAGUGAAGACUUCUUCCAGAAAAGUAUGGAGAUCUGUUAAUAAUUUUAUAUUUCUGGAUUUCCUAAGGAAGAUGUAGAUGAUGCUUUUGUAUUUUAUCUGUUCUGAGAACAUGCAUUAACCAAUAAAACAAAGUUAGUGUUAAAUGA
This is a messenger RNA of Electrophorus electricus (electric eel), 2085 nucleotides long. It is a transcript of the gene ngrn, whose product is annotated as neugrin, neurite outgrowth associated. NCBI's taxonomy places the organism in Eukaryota, Metazoa, Chordata, Actinopteri, Gymnotiformes, Gymnotidae. Gene Ontology annotation, cellular component: nucleus. The record is from RefSeq and is a predicted model, not a curated record.